Molecule: messenger RNA, 369 nt
Organism: Clonostachys byssicola
Lineage: Eukaryota; Fungi; Ascomycota; Sordariomycetes; Hypocreales; Bionectriaceae
Source: the annotation of a GenBank genome assembly
AUGGCGAGCCUCUGGCUGAAGUUGGAGUUGAGGAGAAACUUGGCUCUGCAGGGCAAGCGAAGGACCUUUGGUCGUGGGAAGAAGGCAACUGAGCUGCAGCUGCAGCCGUGGCCGUUCGGGCGUCACGGAGGCGCCGAAUCGAUUAAUAUCGACAUAUUCGGCAUAUUUGUUCAGGGCUGGCAGGGAACAAACGGUGCGCCAAGCUGGCUGGCGGCGGAUGUGGUUUGCUGGCACCACUCGGGCCUGGCAAAGGGCCAGCGGGCAGAGAACAUGAUGGAGAACCGUCUUCCAGCGGUGUGUGGAGUGCUCAAGGUAGGAGGAGAUGCGGAGGAGCGCCGGUUGGUCGAGCCUGAUGGGACCGGGAACUGA